Messenger RNA from Fibroporia radiculosa, 525 nucleotides. RefSeq lists its product as uncharacterized. NCBI's taxonomy places the organism in Eukaryota, Fungi, Basidiomycota, Agaricomycetes, Polyporales, Fibroporiaceae. The record is from RefSeq and is a predicted model, not a curated record. The coding region runs from base 1 to 525 and encodes 174 amino acids. The transcript is spliced from 4 exons.
AUGCGUGCCACUAUACUCUUUUUUAUCGCUACAACCGUUGCCGCUUCCGUAGGCGUCAGCGCCACCCCUGCUUCAUAUCACGAUGGCCUCUAUGCGCGUGGAGAUAGUGCUGGGAUCUCACCGUACGGAGAUUCUCAUCUCUCUGCUCGCGGUGCUUUUCUGUCGAAGGCUAAAGAAAAAGAAAAAAAGAAAACUAAGGACUCUUAUCCACCAGCAACUCUCCCAUUUAUACGACCAGAACCCAAGUCACCGGCGAGGGAUGACUCACCUUCCCCAUAUUCACACGAUGCACUCUUAGAUUAUUUGAACCGACCGUUACCCCCGUUGCCCCAUGCAGAGAACGGUCGGGAACACGAUCACCCCGACGAGCGUGGUCCUGAAGAUGACUACGAGGACUCUUGGGAUCGUAGUCCCAUGCACGACGAGCGAUUCAUGAACACUUGGACCACCACAUCCGAGCUCUGUUCGCGCGUGCGCUCCUCGAUAUGCUUGACUGAUUUAGCCAUUAACGGAUAUCGUGAGUGA